AUGAAGGAAGCAGGAGUACAUAUUCGACCAGGAUACAAGACACCGAUCCAAUGCACAGCUGCACACUGCGCAAAUGCGGUCCAGGACAAAAGGCAGGCAUCGACCACCGGGCUCAAAUUACGACCCGGGUGA
Molecule: messenger RNA, 132 nt
Organism: Penicillium oxalicum
Lineage: Eukaryota; Fungi; Ascomycota; Eurotiomycetes; Eurotiales; Aspergillaceae
Exons: 1
Coding region: 1-132 (43 amino acids)
Source: RefSeq, a predicted model, not a curated record